Pangasianodon hypophthalmus (striped catfish) is the source of this 11196-nucleotide messenger RNA. RefSeq names its product regulating synaptic membrane exocytosis 2b (gene rims2b). Bases 353 to 3598 code for a protein of 1081 amino acids. Lineage: Eukaryota; Metazoa; Chordata; Actinopteri; Siluriformes; Pangasiidae. The transcript has 28 exons. Gene Ontology annotation, molecular function: small GTPase binding; transmembrane transporter binding. The record is from RefSeq and is a predicted model, not a curated record. Gene Ontology annotation, cellular component: cytoskeleton of presynaptic active zone; presynaptic membrane. Gene Ontology annotation, biological process: intracellular protein transport; calcium ion-regulated exocytosis of neurotransmitter; regulation of synaptic plasticity.
CCUGCUUCAUUCCGCUUCAUUCUAUUCCAUUUCCUCUUUUUUCAUCCAUUUUUCCCGCAUUUCAGAAAUCUGUGAAAAUAUGAUCACCCUGGAGGAGAGGAGAGGAGAGAGAAGAGAGAGGAGAGCAGCGCGGUGCAGGUUAUAAGGGAAAGAAAAAAGGAGGGAAGAAGGAAGGAAAAAAAGGGAGGAGGACGCAAAAAAUAAAUAAUAAAGGAAAUCAAAAAGGCCUCGGGAUUUCUAUAUUUUCUAUAUUUGGAUUUUUAUGGCUGGUGGUGAGGCGGGGGUCUGCACAGCACAGCAGCACAAAUGGGUUAGACUGGGAUUAGUCAUGAUGUGGAGCUAAAAAAAAAAGAUGUCAGCUCCGGAGAUGCCGGACCUGAGCCACCUGACCGAGGAGGAGAGGAAGAUCAUCCUCUCGGUCAUGGAUCGGCAGAGGAAAGAAGAAGAGAAGGAGCAGUCCAUGUUGAAGGAGUCUCUCAACAAAGGGCCAAUGUCCCAGCUUACUCAGAGGCUGCAUCAGCAGUUUGAGAUGUAUAAGGAUCAGGUGAAGAAGCUCGGUGAAGAGUCUCAGAAGAAUCAGGAGCAGAAGAGCGACUCUCCAACCUGCGGAAUUUGCCACAAAACCAAAUUUGCCGACGGCUGCGGCCACGUGUGUUCUUAUUGCCAAACCAAGUUCUGCGCUCGCUGCGGGGGCCGAGUGUCUCUGCGCUCCAACAAGGUAAUGUGGGUGUGCAACUUGUGCCGAAAACAACAAGAAAUCCUCACCAAGUCAGGCGCCUGGUUCUAUGGAGGUGCUGAGGGCCGAAGGUUAGGACCCGAGGUCAAAGGUCAUCUAGACCCAUCUGGAUUAGCUGUGAAAAGUGCUUCAGGUGUUCCAGUGGAUAGAAGAAGAAGCCCAUCGGCAUCCAGGACGCACAAAGGGGACGUCGUAGGACGAUUUCAGCAUGGGGACGGCGUCAUACCUCGCUCUCCGUCUGACUCGAACCGCUGGCGUUACCAGGACCGCCACUUGGACGUUCAAAUAGACGAUCGUGAGCUCCAACGGCAGCGCGAGGAGGAGUAUCGCUCUCGGUACCGCAGUGACCCCAACCUUGCGCGGUACCCUGUUAAACCGCAGCCUUACGAGGAGCAGAUGCGAAUCCACGCUCAGGUUUCUAGAGCACGGCACGAGCGGCGCCACAGCGACGUUUCCUUGGCUUUCACAGAGCUCGACGAGGCUCACAACGGUUUCGACGGACGACGCCCCGCAUCAAAGCGCUCGUAUUCGAUGGACAGAAGCUCGCCGGCUCUCAGGACAUUCAGUAAAACGCACCAUCUGGACCCGGGCAUGAUGGAUGGUGUGAUGAGGACCGACUCGCUCAGCUCAGAUCAGUCAGAAUCCAUGAGGCCUGCGAGGAGUCGGAGAACAGGACGGUUCAUGGCGGCGGGGAGCUUCAGCAGCUCGGAGGAGGAGAUCAACACCACGCCGGAGUACACGAGCUGUGAGGACGUGGAGCUCGAGUGUGAAUCCUUUGGUGAGAAAGGAGAUAUGGACGGCCACUGGUGGGAUUAUGCGUCUUGGCAUAACGAGUCCUCGUCAAUGUCUAUGCACCCGGUGACAUGGCAGCCGUCCAAAGAUGGAGAUCGGUUAAUCGGGCGGAUUUUACUGAACAAGCGGAUGAAGGAUGGCACGGUGCCCCGAGACACGGGCGCUCUGCUCGGCCUGAAGGUGGUUGGAGGUAAAAUGACUGAAUCUGGUCAGCUUUGUGCUUUUAUUACCAAAGUGAAAAGAGGAAGCUUAGCGGAUACAGUCGGCCAUCUCCGACCAGGUGAUCAGGUUCUCGAGUGGAACGGCAGAGUUCUUCAGGGAGCCACGUUUAAGGAAGUUUAUAAUAUUAUUCUAGAGUCCAAACCUGAGCCGCAGGUUGAGCUCCUGGUCUCGCGGCCCAUCGGUGACGUACCCAGAAUUUCAGAAAGCACACAUGGACAGCUUGAAUCCAGUUCAAGUUCAUUUGAAUCGCAGAAGAUGGGUCCAUCCAUUUCCGUCACAUCUCCCAUGAGUCCCGGCGUCCUUCGUGAUGCUCCACAGUAUCUGUCUGGACAACUUUCAAGUCCAUGCCUUAAUAGAAGAACCACGCCUUUUGUCCCUAGGGUCCAGGUUAAGCUUUGGUACGACAAAGUGGGACACCAACUCAUCGUCACCAUUUUGGGCGCCAAAGACCUGCCUGCUCGAGAGGAUGGCCGUCCCAGGAACCCCUACGUCAAAAUUUACUUCCUUCCUGACAGAAGUGAUAAAAGCAAAAGAAGAACGAAAACAGUGAAGAAGUCACUAGAACCUAAGUGGAACCAGACGUUCAUGUACUCGCCCGUGCACAGGCGUGAGUUCAGGGAGCGAAUGCUGGAGAUCACACUGUGGGACCAGGCACGGGUUCGAGAGGAGGAGAGCGAGUUCCUUGGAGAGAUUUUAAUAGAGCUGGAGACGGCCCUGCUGGAUGAUCAGCCUCAUUGGUACAAACUCCAGACGCAUGACGUUUCCUCCAUGCCACUGCCGAACCCUUCACCGUACAUGCAGAGACGCUUCAUACAGGGAGAAAGUCCGACACGGAGACUACAGAAUAAAGGCUCAUAUUAUCACGGCCCAGGAUCACAGCGAAUCAGUGACAGCGAGUUUUCCGACUACGACUGCGAGGACGGAAUUGGCGUCAUACCAGAUUACCGACACAAUGGCAGAGAGUUCCAGAGCUCCACUCUGUCCGUUCCUGAGCAGGUCAUGUCGUCCAAUCAUCGCUCUCGAUCGGAUGUGAUGCGCAAUCGCUCUCGUUCUCCCAGCGUUCCUCCUCCUCACAGUCGGAGUUUAGAUCACGGCGUGAGAGGACCGGUGCAUUAUGGGCCUCGACAUCGACUCUCGGAAGACCGAUAUUCUCCUGAUAGAAACUCAGUCACUCACCCUCAUCGAGUCCGAACCAGAUAUCACACCAUCGAUACGCCUUUCCAGGACCACAGACAUUACAAUGGUCCCAAUCAUGUUCCCUCACCGUGGCCUAAUCACGUCCCGAACGGAUCCUCUGAUGAUUACAGGAACUGCCCCAAGAUAGAAAUCGAGCCUUCCACAGAUGCAGAAAGAGAGGAUCAUAUACCAGAGUUUCCAGUUAGCCACGAACCAUUUGAGGAGGAUUUGAGGUACGCUCGUGCCACAGUGGACAGACAUUACAGGUCGAGGUCAGCUGACCAGCGCCCCAUGAUGGAGAGACAGUUCUACACUCGCUCGCGCUCGUCCGAGCGUCCUGAACCGUCCUACAUGAGGUCCAUGCCGUCUUUACCCUCCAGGAGAUCUGCCCCUCCCUCUCCUGCCUUAACGAGGGCGAAUCCUCGGGCCGGAUCGGUCCAAACGAGUCCCUCAGGCACACCAGCGUCGGCUCGAAGAGGUCGGCAGUUACCGCAGGUCCCUCCGAAGGGCUCCAUCGACAGAAAUGGUGGAGAGGGCGUGGCAGAGCCUUACGAAGCCUCUGUUAAUGAAGUUGUAGCGGUAUCUGUGACUCCGCCCCUUGAGCAGUCCCCUGCCCCGCCCCCAAUAACACAAACAACACCUGGUAAAACUUUACAGAAAAUCUCAGAGUAGAUGAUCUGUUGAAUGUGUUUGUUGUUAUGUUUUGAACAUUUGAUCCACAGCACACUAGUACAGUUUAGGGUCAUAGGUCAUGCUAAUCGCUAAUGCUUAGCAUGGGUUAGUGUGUUGAGCUUUUGUUUUAUAGACUAAUAGAAAGCGCCCCCUAGAGCACACAUUAGACCAUUACAUAGUGACUAAAUGAUAUUAGUCUAUAGAGUUUCAUUUUGUUAUUUCUCUCUCAUUGUCUCUCAGUCCUGUCACUUUCACACAUCUAACUGCACAAUCUCUUUCCUUUCUGCUUUUUCAUCCUUUAUCUGCAUCCUGUGUUCUCGUUAAUGUGUGAAGUGCCUUCGUCCUUCACACACACCGCAGCUGGUAAUGAUGAUUAGCAGCAGUUAGACAUGUUUCCAUGAUUUUACAAAAUAACAGUCCUGUAGUGUUCCCUCAGUCCCCAGUUAGUGCGCUGGAAACACUCCAUGUUAGUGUGUGUCGUGAGAUAUGACAUUUUAGAGUUAUAGAUUUCUGAUAUUGGGUCAGAAAUUGAUAUUCCUUAUAAACUGGCAAAUCAGUAGAACUUUUUACUAGAUAGAUUUUUACCAGAAAAAAAUAAAGAUUUUUAACAUUUUUAUGAUGUUAUUGAGCCAGAAAAAGCUUACUGUAAUCUUCAUUGAGUGAAUCAGUAAAUAUUACACGUGAGUUCAUACACACUCAGCUAGCGACUAAUAAACCUGGUGUAACUCAGAGUAAUGUAUUUAGUGCUAUAUAGUACAUUAUAUUACAUUUAUUAAUAUUUUAUACAUUGUGUGUAUCAUAGAGACGGUCAGCAUGGUCUGCUUUUUACAAGAAAUUACCAAGAAAUGAAAAAGUUAGCAGAAAGGCGACUGGACCAAUUAGAUUUGAGCAAAAAUAUAUAUUUUUUAGAAAUAUUACUACAUGAUAUUACUACAUACAAUAAGUUGUGGCAAGUAGAUUGAUCAUGUAGAUUUUACAAAACAAAAAUCCAAAAGCAGGCAGAAAUGUUUGGUUCCAAGUAGAACAAAUAAAUUUUACAAAACCAAACUAAAUGAAAUAAUUACUGUACCAAAUCAAAUUGAUUCACCAAAUAGAUUUUACCAAGUAAUAAAACUUCACCAGAAACCUUACUGUACCAAGUAAAUUUAUCGUGUAUCAUUUUUGCCAUGAAAUAAAAAGUUAACAGAAAAGUAUUAUACCGUGGAGAUUUACCAAGUACAUUUUUACCUUUUUUCAUUUUUUUAAAAUUCACUGUAAAGGUGUACCAUGUUAUAAAAAAAAGUAAUCAGAAAAGUUACGAUUUUACAAAAAAGUUACUGAAAGAAUUAUUCUAUCAACUAGAUUUAACCCAAAAUUUUGCAAAAGUUACCAGAAAAGUUACUGUACCAAGUAGAUUUUACAAACAAACAAACAAAGUAAAUAAAGUACCAAGUAAAUUUUAGAAAAACAAAAGUGUUUUUUUAUAAAAUCUUCAUGUUAUGAUGAGAAAAUUCCAUUAUCAUCCAUCCCACUGUCAUUUUUGCUUUAUUGUGGUUUUUAUUCUGUUUUUUUUUCAAUAUGCCUCCGUCAUUUUCGUCACCAAAGCUCCAGUGUGGGUGGAGCCUCUGGCUCCAUUGGGGGCGGAGCCUCCAGCCCCAGCGCCUCCCCCUGCACCAGACCCCGUCUCCGAACCAGACCCCGCCCCUUCAUUGCCUCUUGAACCUGUCAUUUCACAUUCAUUUGGAUCAGCUCCGCCUCCACCUCCGCCUCCCCCAGUGCCAGGUGUGUCAGUAGUGUGUGAUUUCCAUCCACUCGCUUAUUUCCAGCAGUUUUUUGAAGACGGCUGAAAAUGGAACCUUUAAACAGGAAAUGAGAUAAAGGGUGAUGGAAACAGAUGCAUAAACAGUUUGGAGCUCAUGGAGGCGUACACUGAUGUUUAUCUGACUGUUUGGUACCGAAGUAGCCCACACAAGUGUGUGUGUGUGUGUGUGUUUGGCAGUUACUCUUUUGAUGAUGUCGUCUCCUCUUUAGAUUAGCUGAUCAUCUAAAAGAUGUUGUCUUCACCACUUUUUUGAUAAUUUCCGCAACAUUCCAGAAAACGUUUGGAUGGAAACACACUUAAGCAGACCUGGUGGCAUGUGAAUGUCUGUGGUUUUGUGUGUGUGUGUGUGUGUGUGUGAACCACACAAGUUAAUCAUUGUAAUCAAGCAAAAUACACACUGUCUUUGACGCUUUUAUGUAUGUCAGAGUGAGAAUAUAAGAAGUGUGUGUGUGUGUGUGUGUGUGUGGUUGCUGUGGUGUGCCAUUGUGAUGCCUCAUUUCUUCCUUUACCACUGACACGUGUGUGUGUGUGUGUAUGUUCUCAUCAUGUUAAGAAAUUGAGGAAAAGUCUGUGGCUCCCCCACCUGUCAACGGUCGGAAAGGCAAGUGCACGCUGUGUGUGUGUGUGUGUGUGUGUUAUAGACUAGCAUGAGCCUCAUAUCCGUGUACAGAACUGUAAAUGAUGUAAUAAGAGCUUCAUUAGGGAGCACACAUGAGGUAAUGCUCUGUCUCUGCAUGUCACUGCUCUGUCUCUCUCGCUGUCCCAGCUGACGUACACGCUAACGGUUGCACGGAUAUUCGUUUUUACUAUUCACCCAGUAAUUCCAAAACGUAGUCGACUACUCAUCUUUUCCAUAGUUACAACAAAAACUCUUUCGCGAUGUCUCUCUCUCAUCUGUGCAGUGAAGAACACUUCCUAGCGUACUUCAGUUCACAGCCACGCACAGGAUACACAUUUCCGGCUUCAGUGCUUUUUAAACUGCACCAUUAAUGAUGAAAGUAAAUAAAUCAGUGCAAUAAAUGUGCAAAAUAAUAAAUCUGCAUAUCAUCUUACACUAUAUAAGGACAUAGCAGUUCUUAAAAUGCGCUUGUGUGGACUACGUUGCGGCUGAAAUCACUGAUUCUGGAGCUGAGAGUGCGCAGCAUGGAAGCUCGUGUCCGUCAGCAGAGCCUUCGUUACUGCUCACUCAGCCGCCUUGCUCGGCUUGAGAGGUUUUUCUGGGAGGUUUUUCUCUAGCAGAUAAUCACCGCCAUGUUCACCUGUGGCUUCAGUAGCAUCCGAAAACGAAAACUUGAAACUAGUCAUAACAGCCCCUUUUAAAAACCUGACUGAGUGAGAUUGGAUAGCGAUGUGCAACCCGCGGCUCAGAGUGUGCGAUUCGAAUGAGCUGGUCAUGACAGAUUUUAUUAAAAUUUUAUUUAGCUUUAAAGUACAACAUGCAGGAGUGGGAUUAAAAUCAGUCUCUACUUCAUACAGAGUGAUAUUAAAGGGUUAACAGUCCAAUAAAUAAAAAAUAACAAUAAUAAAAAAAGACUUCUCCCAGUGUAGUCUUGUGCAUUUGAGGGUAGAAGUCUCUUUAUCGUCUGUCUCGAUGUUUUUUUCCUCCACUCCGUCUAGUCGACAUCCUGCAGCGGUGAUUAGUCCACGGUGUUGGCUCACUAGUCUAUGCAACCCGUAGAAUAUAGCAUUAGCACUAAAGUCUUUCUUUGUCUUUCAUAUUUCUGUGGCGUGACAUCAGAGGUGACGUGGGAGGACCUGCAGAAGAAAGUCACUGGUAUGGAGUGCAUUAUGGGCCCUGUAGCGUGACCUUUGACCCAGAAGGGUCAUUAUUAGUUAGCUUUAGUGUGUGUAGUGCUGUGUUUUUGCUCUUCCUCCUGCAGUGAUGCUCACACACACACACACACACACACACACACACACGGUACAGAGGCUCUAUCGGGACAUGAUGACAUCAGAAAGUGUCAGGGUUCAGUCUCAUUUCCAUAUGCGCAUAUCUGAUUUACAUAUUUAUCACCAAAAAAAGAAAUGACUGUGAUUGAUUUACAUAUUUUUAUAUCUGUCUUUCUCUCUCACUCUCUUUCUGUCUUUCCAGCUUUUUUUCACUCUUUUUCACUCCCGUUUUACAUUUCUUUCAGUUUCUCUCUGACUCUUUCUUUCUCCUUUUCUCUAUCUCUAAAUCUUUCUUUUCCAGUGUCUUCUUUUAGCUUUCUUUCUUUCUGACCCUCGUUAUCUUUUUUCCUCUCCCCCUGUCUCCUUCCAUUCAUCUUUAUUUUUCUCUGAUCCUCUCUUUUUCUUUCUUUCUUUGUUUUUUGUCUGUCUUUCAGUCCCUCACUUUCUUGCUCUCUUUCACUCUUCCCUGUUAUUCCAUUUCUCAUGUUUCUGUUAUUUACACUGUCUCUUUUUCUCAUCACAGUCUUUGUCUUUUUUCUUUUUCUCCCAUUUUAUUCUCUUUCUCUGUCCUUUUCUGUCUGUUUUUUAUUCUCUGUAACUCUCUUUCCCUCUUUCCCUCUGUUAGUCUCUAUUUUCUGUCUCUGUCUCUCCCUACUCUUCCACUUUCUCACUCUGUCUGCCUUAUUUAUUUAUUUUUCUGUCUUUUUUCUGUCUUUUUUCUGUCUCGCUCUCACUCACUGUCCUUCCUCUCACCCACUUUCUUUUCCAUUCGUUCUGUCUGUGCACUUUUUCUCUCCAUCUGUUUUUUUCUUUUAUUCUUUCACUUUCUCUUUUUCUCUCUGUCUCUCUCUCUCUCCAGCUAAGACUGAUGUAGAGAGAUGACAGGAUUAUUUAUUUAUAAAGCAAUGAUUCCAUCGAAAAACUGGAAUUCAAUAGCCACUAAUUAGCGUUACACAAGUGGCAACAUGCUCAUUUGAAACUGUUCACUAUUACUCGCUGUUAGCAAGGUUAGCAUUUUAGCAUCUUUAAUAAUUGAUCAUUACACUGUACAUAAGACGGUUCAUAAUGUUACUGAGAGAGAAAGAUAGGACACACACACACCAACACACACACACUGUAGUAGAUGAUGCAGAAACACAAUCUUCUGCUGUAGAGAACUGCAUUAGUGAACACUGACAGUGUGCUUAUUAGUUAUUAGAUUUAUUAGUGUGUAGUGGAAGUGUGCUUAGGUAAUGUGAGUGUGUGUGAGUGUGUGUGUGUGUGUGAGAUGCUUUUCUUUUGAGUCUCUGAUACUUCCUGACACAGUUAGACAUGUGCCAGUAGUUGUUUAUAAAGUGCAUCAUGCUGUAGGAAGUGUUCUAUAAUGUCAGAUAUCAGGACUCAGUGUGUGUUCGCUCUCAUUAGCUACAUAUUCAUGUAGCGUGUUUGCAUUAGACUAGCGUUAGUCAGCAAACACAAGCAAUAUUUUCUCUGAAAGGAUGUAGCAACACACACACACACACACACACACAUACAGCGUGUCAUUUAGUUUCUUUAGGUUUCUUUUAACCCUGCGAAGUGGCGAAUCCUAGCAGUGUAAUCCAAUAUAAAAAGAAAAUUUCAUUACUGUGAUUUCUUCUUUCUGACAAAAGAGUGGAAUUUGUGCUAAUUACCAAGUGGCACUUUUCUAAAUCUGAAGCUAGCGAGAAACUGCAAGCUAACACAUGGUGCAUCCAGGGUGUGUUAGAAGUGAGGAUAUACGAUGUACUUUAAUUUUAAAUUAGACGCCACCGGAGCUACACAAAGCUACUGAGUGAGAUAAAUCCUGAUAAAUGAUUAGCUGAUUAUUAGCAUGAUGGAAUAUCGGCACAUGCCUAAGUGCACUGAACACGCACGCAUGACUUGUUUGUGGUGGAGUGUGUGUGAUUUAUUAUUUUUUUAAACAUGUGAUCAUUUUGCCUCCAUUUUGCAUUUCAUCCACACCCUCAUCCUCGCUCCGGCUCAGUCGAGACAGUCACAGAGAACGGAGAUGCAGGUAAACGAACGCGAGCUCCAGUCUUUCCAUGACUCUGAUGCUCUUUUAAUGACGUGUCACUACACGUCACUCACUUCAGAGUGUUUAACACAACAGCGGCUGAUAGAAACGCUUUCACAUUGGUGUCGCAAAGCAUCUGGAUGAAAACGGGACUUGUAGGAGUGUGUAGGAGUGUGUAGGAGUGUGUUCUCCUGCAUUUUCUUUUUUCCUCCCCAACAUUUACUUAAUUUACUACAGAUUUGGAUAAUGAUGUAGACUAGUGUGGUGUGUCUGGUGACUCUCUGUGUUUGGUCUCCAAAUGUCCACUCCUCUCUCUCUCUCUCUCUCUCUCUUUCUCUGUCUCUUUCUCAGCUUUCCCAUCUCUCUCUCUCUCUUUCUCUUUCUCAGCCCUCCUGGCUGUCUCUCUCUCUUUCUCAGCCCUCCUCUCUCUCCCUCUCUCUCUCUGUUUCUUCUUUUUCUCAGCCCUCCUUGCUGUCCUUCUCUCUCUCUCUCUCUCUGUCUCUCUCUCUGUUUCUUUUUCUCAGCCCUCCUUGCUGUCCUUCUCUCUCUCUCUCUCUCUCUCUCUCUCUCUCUCUCUCUCUCUCUCUGUUUCUUUUUCUCAGCCCUCCUUGCUGUCUUUGUCUCUCUCUUGCAGCCCUCCUGGCUGUCUCUCUCUUUUUCUCAGCCCUCUUAUCUCUCUCUCUCUCUCUCUCUCUCAGCCCUCCUGUGUGUUAGAGUUAUAUAGAGUACUUAUAUACUAUAGUUAUGUUCUGUAUAAAACAAAUUUGUGUAAAAGUUGGCUAUGGAAGUUUUGUAUGAAGUGGCUCGUGUAACUGGGGCUUGGUCAGGGAGGAAGUGUUAUUAGAAAUAUUUAUUAAAGAAAAUAAUGAGUAUGAGUAUUAAAGGUCUAAACCUUAAACCUUAAAGCUUGACUAAUACUAUUGUCUGUGUUAAUGUCCUACUGAGUAAAAAUACUCAACACAGUAGACCUUAUAGGAUGUUUUCGCAACUUCUAUUUCUCCGAUCGUCCAGAGCGCUCUCAUUAUCACCAAAAAUGACUCUGUCCAACCUGCAAACCUCCCAAAGUGCAAACAUCUCCUACUCGACUUUAUAGUAAAUGUUCGAUAGUAAAUCUGCAGAAGUCCUGGAAAUCGGGAUCAAAACUUAUAAAUCAGUCUGUGUAUUAGAACUGAGAUGAGAUCAGUAGCUUGCAGUGCAUCGGACACACAUUCACUCUGGUGUCAGACUUAUAAUUUAUUAUUUAUCUUUUGUAAAUAUUGUCAGUAAAGAAACAGGAUAAUGUAAUGAACCUUCAUUUCACUGGAAUUGUGUGACUUCUGCGGAUUUCUACAGAUCACCUGAAGUGCUUUUCCGGGAACAUUUACUAUCAAAUCGAGUAAAAGUGUUCCACAUCGGUAGGUUUUCAGGUCAGAGAGAAUUAGAGAGCUGUUUUUGGUGGUAUUCAGAGAGUGGAGGAUAGUUGGAGAAAUAAGAUCUCGAGUUACGUUGAUAUGCACCUCAAAUCACCAUUUUGAGACUGUAGUGUAACAAACAUGAGAAAUCUGACAGUGUGCUUUUCUAACAGUGUUGUUGAUACAGAACCUGCACAAAGUGUGAGGGGAUUUCACAAGUUCAGCUGUGCUAAUUUUAUUCUCAUUAUUAGUAAUAAGUUUGCUGCAGAGCAGGAGGUGAAACCUCAGACCUUAGUGCUUUUGGUGCACCUCUGGCAGAGCCGGUGCUGCUCAGCUGCAGUCUAUCCCUGUGUUUCCAUGGAGUUUUAACCUUUAAUAUUAGAGAACGUCCUCACAGAGAACAUGGUUCUAGUCUCUAUCCAACCAGCUAACUGUAUUUAUAAUGGAAAAAUUCCAAAAUGUUUAUUUUUUUCCAUGAUAUUCAGCAUUUUUAAUGUUUUUC